This is a messenger RNA of Lynx canadensis (Canada lynx), 6252 nucleotides long. RefSeq names its product CDK2 associated cullin domain 1 (gene CACUL1). NCBI's taxonomy places the organism in Eukaryota, Metazoa, Chordata, Mammalia, Carnivora, Felidae. The transcript has 9 exons. Gene Ontology annotation, biological process: ubiquitin-dependent protein catabolic process. The record is from RefSeq and is a predicted model, not a curated record. Gene Ontology annotation, molecular function: ubiquitin protein ligase binding. Bases 249 to 1358 code for a protein of 369 amino acids.
CGUGAGGGGCGCUGCCGCUUUACGGCUGCCUCUCCCAGGCAAGAGCCCGGGAGCGCCCACCGCCGUCAGCCCUGUCUCGAAGAGUCUGCUCGACUGAGACGGAGAGACCCGGCGCGCCGCUCCCCGCCCCGCCGCGCCCGUGCCGGCCGCCGGCGAUGUGAGCUCGAGGUGGCUGCGGUGCCCCCUGGCCCGGGGUUGAGACGGGCGGCAGGUGCCUGUGAGGCGGGAGGGUGCUGGGGGCCUGCAGGAUGGAGGAAAGCAUGGAAGAGGAGGAGUGGGGCAGCUACGUGGCGAUGAUGGACGACCAGAACCACAACAACUGGGAGGCCGCGGUGGACGGCUUCCGGCAGCCCCCGCCACCGCCGCCACCCCCCUCGACGAUCCCAGCCCCUGCGCGAGAGCCGCCAGGGGGGCAGCUGCUGGCGGUGCCCGCGGCCUCGGUGGACAGGAAAGGCCCCAAGGAGGGGCUCUCGAUGGGGCCACCGCCACCGCCGGAGGCCAAUGGGGUGAUCAUGAUGUUGAAGAGCUGCGACACGGCCGCCGCCGUGGCCAAGGCGGCCCCCGCCCCCACUCCCAGCUCCACCAUCAACAUCAACACCUCCACCUCCAAGUUCUUAAUGAAUGUUAUAACUAUUGAAGAUUAUAAGAGCACUUACUGGCCAAAAUUGGAUGGUGCCAUAGAUCAGCUUUUAACCCAGAGUCCUGGUGACUAUAUCCCCAUAUCCUAUGAACAGAUAUACAGUUGUGUGUAUAAAUGUGUCUGCCAGCAGCAUUCAGAACAGAUGUACAGUGAUCUGAUUAAAAAGAUAACUAAUCACCUAGAGAGAGUCUCGAAGGAGCUGCAGGCCAGCCCUCCAGAUCUCUAUAUUGAAAGAUUUAAUAUAGCCCUUGGACAAUAUAUGGGAGCAUUGCAGAGCAUUGUGCCUCUUUUCAUAUAUAUGAAUAAGUUUUACAUCGAAACCAAGCUUAACAGAGACCUAAAAGAUGACCUUAUAAAGCUGUUUACGGAACAUGUUGCAGAAAAGCACAUUUACAGCCUAAUGCCUUUACUCUUAGAAGCCCAGUCAACACCAUUUCAGGUCACACCUUCAACUAUGGCAAAUAUUGUGAAAGGCCUAUACACUCUCAGACCAGAGUGGGUUCAGAUGGCUCCAACUCUGUUUUCUAAAUUUAUUCCAAACAUUCUCCCUCCGGCGGUGGAGUCUGAACUUUCUGAAUAUGCUGCUGAAGAUCAGAAACUUCAAAGAGAACUUAUACAGAAUGGUUUUACGAGAGGUGACCAGUCCCGGAAAAGAGCUGGGGAUGAGUUGGCUUAUAACAGCUCAUCAGCGUGUGCAAGUUCCAGAGGGUACAGAUAGUGAAUGUAUUGAAUGUACUUUCCUUCCCGAAAAGAGGACACACUGGAGCUGCAGAGACUGUAUUGGGAGCACAGCGGGGGUCCUGCAGACACUCAGGAGCUCUGUCACAAAGUUGUUCUUGGAAGAGGAUGUUGGACUUCUUACUUUGGUUUGUAAUUUUAAAAAACAAAUAACUAACAAAAACAAAAAACAGUCAGUUGCUGCUAGACUUGGGGAUGAUUUUGAAAGGGGACAAUCUUUUAAUGAGUUUAUCUACAGAUUCCGUGAGGAACAGGCGUCUUGAAAAGCGACCAUUGCUAAGGGAAAUCCAGCAGCGACCGUCAGCAGCUUCCUCCAAAAGUAUAAGAGCAGAAGAAUUUUUUUUUUUUUUUGAAGCACUUGUUUUGUUCAUUUGUGGAUGUGGCACUUCAGCACAUUGGCUUUUACACAUCGAGAUCUCUUUUGCUUUGAAAUCGAGCAGAUCAUUACAAUACAGUGUUUUUUACCCAUAACUAAAACAAACCCCGUUUAAAAGAGUUGGUCUUUGUUUAGCGUUAGAAAGUCUUGUUCAAGGAAAAUGCUAAUAACUCUGCUUCUGCUAUAACAUCUCCCCUCACCAGUUCACAACUGUUUUCUACUCUGUGCCUUGAGCUUUGUGCACUUUGCAACUCCGUGACCAGUUGUUCGACUCCCGGAUGCUUUCUGAAAAAGCUUGUGGUGUCACAGACUAACCCACUGAGGUGGCAGGUGUGACUUUAGCAGGAUACUAAUAAGUAAGUGGGAAGAUAGAAACACGUUGCUCAUUGGUCAGAUUCCCCCCUGCCUCACCUGUGGCAUAUUCAUGCUGAUGUUGGGGACCAACUCUUACAGAACACAUCCAUUCCCUCCAUCACUUCCAUGAUCUCACCAGCUGCUGUAGCGUUGGCAUGAUGCUAGCGUAGGAUGGGCUGUCCUCUAGCACCAAAACUCCCUUUUUUAGGACAGUGGAGACUUAUCAGAGGGUGACAGCUAGUUACUAGGAUACUCCGGGGAGCAGAUAUGGUUAUUAAAUCCAGAUAUAAUCAGUGAUGUGGCAUUCCUGGUCCAUUUCAUUUUAAAUGGGUGAGACAGGUACUUCAAAAAAAAAUGUCUGCAGUCUGCAUCUUUUGCAGCAUUAUAUUCGAGUAUAACAGAAGAGAAGUAACACUGCUGUUUUGAAGCUUCGUUCCAGCUGUGACACAGCUCUUUUUUUUUUUUCUACACCCACAGUGCUAUUUAGUUUCUUAUAAAAGACUCUAAAGCUUAUUCUAGCCGUUUUGGGAAGGCAAAGAAAAAUAGAUGUGGCAGGUGAAAAUAUUUUUCUCCUCAAUUUUGCUUGGAUCUAAAUCGAGCAUAUGCUUGACUGUAUUUGGCCAUGUGACACUAAUAUUUAGCUCUUCGGAGAACUUGGGGCAAAACCAGAUGGAUCAGGGAUACUGCCACGCUUCUGAUUGUCGGGUUUUUCAUAGAGUGGCCUCUGCCAAUUCACUCUGUCCUUUUUUGGGGAGCAGGCUGGGUGGGAGAGUUAGAAGUGUGAUAGUAGGAGCAAGUAAGUGCUCUAGUAGAAGUCCUCUAUUUGUAAAAUUAUUAUUCCGAGAAGUAAACGUAAAAGUUGGCAGAUUUAUUUUUUAAGUACUUCUCAACCAGAGCUGGAUUUUGUGGAGGACUUUGAAUUGGACUCAUUUAACCCUGUGAGCAUCUUGGGUUGUAUUGAUACACACCGAAUUACUGGAAGAAUAUAUACAGGUUCUCACUGUGCCCUAUACAGUUUGAUUUGCUACCCCAGUAGCAUUCUGGUAUCGGGGAAGAACUCCACUCUAUCAUGAAGUCCAAAGUUUACUUUCUCAAUGGAACGCUUGCUGCAGGCUUAUAAAUAACACCUGCAACUAAAGUCUCCCCUGAGUGGUUUCAGGAAUAUUUCUGAAAGGAAUAAAAUUGGGAUGCUUCUUUAAAUGUGGGAUGAAUUCUUCAUUAUCCUAAUAAUGUACCCAAAUGCUUUUUCUGGGAGAGUGUUUCUUUGGCUAACAGGGGAACUUCUCUACAAAAGCAUUGUAUUAUGAUGUGAAUUGGUGUUAAAAUCUUUGGAUGCUUUUGCAUUAUUAAGUUAAUGGAGAAACAUUUUAUGUUGUCUUCUUUUUCUUAUUAUAUAUGUGUUAACAAAAAGUGGACAAAGUUUGCAAAAUUCAGCUUCUCUAAAUAUUUGCACAGCGACUGCAGCUAGCUAUGGGCCAGGGCGUGGUACUGCGAGGCCAUGAGUGGAAGGCCCUAUAGAAAGAAGAUACACGUUCUCCUAGUGCAUGUGACGUGGUUGUUACCUGUUGGCCCCUUGAGGUACAUUGCAGUAUGGAAAACCUAUUUCUUCGUUUUUGAGUAGAAAUUGACCUUCCUUCUUUAAUUGGGUUUCUUAACAGAAUUCUUAGUUUGCAACACGAGGGGAAAUCAGAGUUGCCCUCCGUUUUGUAUUGACAAAGCACCAUUUACCAGAAAGUGUUUUCUUCUCAUGUUUACUUGUAUUCUUCUUUGCCAGUACAGUAUCUAGUUUCUCCACCCCAGUUGAAUCCUGGCUUUUGUGGGGCCCAAAUCAUUGAGGACAGAAAACUGUCCACCGAUUGUCUUGUUAAUCGGCACGUAGUUGCUUCGGCAAGCCUGACCGCCAAGCAUGUGCAGCCUGAAACCAGGCUCUCCAAAAGAAAGCAGUUCAGUCACCUCGAAAUAAUGCCAUGUCCAACUCAUUGGUAAUUGUAAUUGAGAGACGGUACUUACUUUCAGAGUUGGCCUCAUGCUUCAGUAACGGUGUCAUCUCCUGGUCCCCGUUGUCACAGCUGCACCCUAACCCGACAGGAUCUACUUGUUUUCUGUGGAGCAGAAAGCAGAACCUGGUAUAGUGCCUCUGAACAGUUCUUAGGUAGAGUUAGAAGAAACGCAAACCCGGAGGCAGGAGUUGGGCAUUGGUCAGGUUUGUGGGAAAGUCACUUUUUUUUUCCGUGUCCCUUUUACAAAUUUGAGGCAGUUCCUCUCUCCCUUUCUUUGAGGCGUGGGGUGAACACUGACCUGUGAGUGAGAUCGCAGGGGAACAGGUGCCCGUGGCCGUUCGUGCUGCGUGUGCGUCUCGAGUGCGCCAGCCCCGUAAAGCUGCCACUUCCCUCGCUAUAAAUGCCACGCUUUCUGUCAGGUUGCAGAUUUGCACACGUGAAGAAUUCCUCAGGAAGAGUUUGCACAUGCAUCGCCUCGCAAUAUUCUGUACUGACCGAACAAGGGAUUUGAAAGUUUUUCAGCACAAAAGGAGAACUUCAGAGUGGUGGUCUGUGCACCCGUUCUAGCAAAGGUAAUGGUGAUCUAGCAAACACGAUCGGUUUCUGCAGUUAUAAAGUGAGCAGGGGCACUUGUAUCAUAGUAUUUAAAUAAGCCUGUUUAAUCUCCAGAGUAGCCCUUCCAGAUUUUAUCUUCUUUUCUUAUCGAGACUAGUUAUAUUUUCUUCUAUGUUUUCUCUGUUUUAGGGCAGUUAAUAUUUUCCACGGUAAUUACAGAGGCAUUGCCCUUGAGCUAAAAUUCAGUUGUUUAAUAAGCAGCUAUUAUUAAAAUAACUGAACCUUGUUUUAUGAAUAGACACUAAUCUGAGAUAGUAAAAAAAUUUUAAAAAGCUGCAUUAGGUAUCCAGUCAGUUUUGAUAUUUUGAGUUGAUUUUUUUAUGGUGUCUCAUUGCGCUUCAGAGUAUUAUGUUUACUUUACCCCAGGUCUAGGCCUCUUAAGGACUUUAAAAUUUAAGAUCAGAAUGUGAAUCCCUUGACUAGCAUAGGUUUAUAGGACCUUUUCAGUUGUGAUUGCAGUUUUCAAUAAGCUUGCCUAAGAUGAAUUUCAUGUUUAUCAGAAGUUAAGAUAGAAGUUAUAGGAGUUCUUGGAGAAAUGGCUUUCUUGUUACUUUCAUUACCUUGUUGCAAUUUGCCCCAGUUUCUGGCCACCAGAAUCGAUGAAAGGACCCCUGUUCUUUUUCAAGGGUGUUGAUUCCUGUUUUGUCCCCACUGGUGAUUAACUAAGUCACUGACGCUUUCCCUCCUCCCCUGGCCAGGACCCUAUUUUGAACUUCUUUCCAGAGCCGAGUGGCACAAGUCCAUACACUGAUUCUGCUGACGGUGGUGGUGUGGCUGUGGGAGAAUUAGAAUCCUCAUCAGAGGUACAUUCUUGACCUCAGUACAUACUGUACCCCUGCUGGUGGGAAAUUUAUCUUCAUUUCUGGUUGGAUUGCAUUGUUUAGAAAAAUGUUAAUGGUUUAUAAUCCUAGGAAAUUUACAGAGUGGCUCUGGGGUAAAUUUUGUGGUUUGAAAAAAAAAAUUUUGUAUUGAUUUUAACAUGUCAUUUCAAUGUGGUGACGAUGUACUAAAUGCAAUAGGACUGUGGAUAUUCUCUUAGAAGGGUAUGUUUUGUUAAACAGAUGGCAAUUUAAUUGCUCUCAUUAGCCCUGUUUGUCAAUAUUACAGCCAUGCAAUUCAGGAGAAAUUAAUUCAGAUGUGACGUUGUGGGGAACUGUGGCUGGAAACAGGAAUGUUUGUGAAUAAAUGGGAGUCAAAGACAGACAAGAGGCUCUUGCCAGCCACCUGCACAGCCAGAGCAAGGAGGAAGCAAUGAAGUCUAAUCCCUGGUGGUGCUUCUUUGUUGGAAAGCAUGGCGGAGCUUAGAACAGGGUGUUCUGUACAUCAGUUCUUCUGUUAAUCUAAGAACAACAAAAUUGUGAAUGAAACUCUUUUUGAUUGGGGACUAAAGCCACUGACUUUGGCUCUGACCUUUAACUCUGGAUGGAUUUGGAAUCACUCCUUCUGUAUUAGGGUGUAUAACCGUCACUCUAAAACAUUGUGGUUAAUGAAAUAAAUCUUGUACAGAUGUCCUUGGCUUGUUAUGUUGA